CUGCGUUUGUGAAGGCGUUUCAAUCCCAUAGGAGAACGCUUUGUUAGCCCUUUAACGUUAGCUUGCUACCGGUUAGUUUGCCAUCUGAUACAGCUAACUGGGUAGUUAGCCGGUGUGAGGGCAUCCUCUUAAAUGAGGUAUGAACUGUGGUCCUCUUGCCCUUUCAGUUUAGGAACUAGCUAGCUUAGUUUAGCAAGGGAAUAAACAUUAACGCUAACAUGAAUCCAGCUAGUUGCCAACUGCUUUUCCGGUAUUUCCUCUUACCGGUUUCCAUGGGAACGUAAUUAAAGCGUUGUAAAUGUACACCUAUCGUUUUGUGCAUCUUAAAAACCUAAAAACUACUUCCACUUUUCUCAUUCAAAAAGCAUUAAACAGUCUUGUAUCUCAGUUGUGUAUAUAUACCUUUAUUAACCAGGAUCGCAGCACCACAAAGAACACAGAGGUUACAAAACAGAUUUACAGAUUUGUAAUGAAUGACAUAAAAUCUACAAUAUAUCUCUUGUAUCUAUUUUGCAUGCUGCUACAUAAAGAAAACAAUAUUGGAAAUGUACCCAAACUGAGUUGUCCAGUUACCUAGGGUUCGCUUCAAUGUUAUGCACACCUUGUUUGUGUUAUAUGCUAUUUAUAGUUUGCAUAGUUUGUUUUAUUUCAUUUUAUAUGUUUUGUCUUUGCAGUACAAAUCCCAUGUUGGAUUGGAGCUGUGUCUUUCUUUUUUUUGGUUUUCUUCUUUUUUUUUGUGAGUGUUUGGACAAGUGUGCUACGUGUAGGUUGUUCAUGACAGAAUAAAACACCAAACGUCUCUCAUUUAAAACAGUACUAGUAUCUCACCCAUCCAUUGUAGCUGUUUUACAUCACAGGUGAAACAAUAAAUCGAUCAAUAGAUCAACAGGUCAUUUUCAAGCAAAAAAUUCUAAACAUUUACAUUACAUUACAUUUUUUUCUUCCAUUUUUAAUGCUUAGGCCUAAUUGAGAAAAUUAUUUGUAGCUGCCACCCUAUUUUGCAUACUGCUAUGUAAAGAAAACAGUUUUGGAAAGUUACCCAAGUUGUGUUGUCCCACUACAUAUAAAUGCACAGCUUCACCUCCCGAUGCCAUCCUGACAUCGAUGUAUCCAUACAACUGUUGAUUUUGCUGCACAUCUCACCCAAGACAACAACAAUACAUUUUGGAUUGAUUUAUAGUGUUUUCAAAGAUCACAUGUCAUUUAAUAACCGCUGAAAGAACCUUUCUCUCUCAUGAGCGCUGUCUAAGGCCCAGCACCCAGUAACCUUUCAUCUAGUUUUGAAACUUGCUUAAAGUCUUUGAGACUCAAGUAUACAUCUUGUUCCAGUCCAGUGAGUGUGGGCCUGUCCAUCUGUAUGGUCUCACCUCCAAGUACAAACGUCACAGCAGAAGAGACGUCCCCCUCACCCCACCAGACCCUCGGCCGGCCAACUAUAGUGCUAUUAUAGUUCAAGCAAAGGCUAAUUGUUAGUCACUUACAAAGGAUUGCACAGUCCAAGUCUUUGGACGGUAAUGCUGUCUCUUUCUACUAAGAGAAGAUGGCACUGCUUGUGGUUUGUGCGUUCCUGUGCCUGUCCUGUUGGGUCUCUCUCUACUUUAUCUUGUGUACUCUUAACGGGUCCAGGAGCUACGAGUGGAACUGUCGCCUUGUCACCCUGGUACACGGCAUCCUGGCAGUCUGCAUCACAGCAUACAUAGGCUAUGUGGAUGGACCCUGGCCUUUCACUCAUCCAGGUACUAAGAACACUCCUCUGCAGAUAAGUGCCAUGGUGCUGAGCCUGGGCUACUUUAUUUUUGAUAUGGCCUGGUGUAUGUACUUCCGCACAGAGGGACCCGUUAUGCUGGCCCACCACACCAUGAGCAUCCUGGGAAUCCUGUUGACCCUGUGGUUGGGGGAGUCUGGCAUCGAGGGCUGCGCGGUACUUUUUGGCAGUGAAAUCACCAACCCCCUCCUGCAGGCACGCUGGUUCCUCAAACAGACGGGACAUUACGGGACGCUGCUGGGGAACGUUGUGGACGUCCUGUUUGUGCUGCUGUUUGUGGUGAUGCGAAUCUUUGUGGGAGGCACAAUGCUGUACUGUGAGCUGAUCUCCCCAAGACCCAGAUUCUUUAUCAAGUGUGGGGGAGUGGCUAUGUACGCUCUGUCCUGGGUGUUUAUGGUGGACAUUGUUCGAUUUGCCAUUCGGAAGAGCAAGAGCUGGCACAAACAGCAGAGAGAUCAACAAGAGACAGUGGCAGCUAAUGGCCAUGAAGGGAAGACGGACUGAUCUUGUGCUUCUCUAAAGGAAAAUUAUUUACAUUGUCUGUUUUUCACUUUGGGAAAGUACAAAGAAAAUCCACUUUUUUUAUGUUAAACCGCGAUUAAUAAAGAGAUAGUCAUAGUUUUCUAUGUUGAGAAAUAUCCUGUGACAUCUCUGUGUGAGGUCCAACACCUGUGCAUUUUGAAAAAACUUUUUUUUGCAGUUAUUGCAGAUGAACACAUGUCAGAUUAUUGUGUAAAAUGUGCAGUUAACAAACAACACAGAUGUAAUUUAUGUCACUGAAAACCAAAGCACUUUCUAUAAACACAUGAACAGAUGUUGCUUUCAGUUGCAGUGACCUGUGGCCUAGUCAUAUUUGGUGGUGUUGCUCCGAAGGAAAGCUCAAUGUUAGGAAAGAAACCGUUUACAUGGAAUGCCUGUGGUCCUUGUGAAACAUUUUUAGGUAGAAAGUUAGGGUUGGUUUCCUUGUAAUCCUGGGUUUUCUUGGCAUAUGGGAAACUUUGAGCAGAUGUGAAAGGUAUACUCAGGGAGAUGAAGUCAUAGCAGAAAGUUGGGGUGAAUUCCAGAGAAAUGUGUGUGAUUACUUUGUUUAAUUUUGAAGAUUUUGCCUGCUGUGGACAAAACAAGACAUUUUAUGUCAUCUUGGGCUUUGGGAAACACUGAUCGACAUUUUUUAACAUUUUAUGACAUUUUAUAGAUCAAAUAACUAACAAAAUCGAGGAAAAAAAAUCGACAGAUUAAUGAAAAAAUAGUUAGUUGCAGCCCUAAUUUUACUUCACUCGUGUAAAGGGAUACAUGGAUAGGAACCUCUCAAUCACGUGGUUUUACACAGGUGAUGAUAUUUGGAUAUUUAUGUAAACUAUAAAUAUGGUGUCAGAAGUUGUACUUUAUAUAGCAUUUUAAGUUGUGUCUUUGUCUUGUGUCUGAUUUCACUGUACCAACUGUGUGAACAUAGACCUGCAUGACUUUAAUCUUGUAGACAAAAGAUCCAUCCUCUGUACUCAUAGCUCCCAAUUAAUUUAAUAGAGUAAUGUUUCAAUCUCAGAGAGAUCUUGUCGAUUAAAUUAUAUGUAUUGUGAGCUAUCUGUACAGUGUGCUGAUCUUUUGUCUGACUUCUCCUUCAGUUAAAUGUUUUGAUCCAGCACCUGUAAAUGUUUUUAAGCUGUACACGCUCUACACUCUGUUUUUCUUAAUCUUUGAGACAACCACAUGCUACUGUCAGGACCAAGCAGGUAGCCUCUGACUUGGGACAGGAUGAAAACCUGUGCAGGAACAUCUUUUGUUUCUAGCCCCUAAAAUGUUAGAUCUCUACAUGUAGUCUUUACGCAAGUCAGUGACACACACACACACAAGUAGGGCUGGGCAAUAGUUAUCAUUUAUCAACUUUCAGCAAAAUCAUAUCGAGAUGAUAUAAUCAAAUCGUUUUACAGAGUUCUGUUGUCCAAUUUAAUAAUUCAAAACAUACUAACAUACAAAAAUAGUUAUUUCAUUGUUUUAUUUUCAUGUGUAUUUAUUGUGGGAUUAUGCCUACAUUUGCCAUAAUGUGAUAUUAAUUGUCAGAAAAAUAUUAAUCUUUAUAUUGUGAUAUUGAUUUCAACCAUAUUGUCCAGACAGAACACACGAGUGCAUCAUGGGAUGAAGGCAGGUGACUUGCUAUGUGUAGAAAAUAUUGUGAUUUAGCCCACUCCAUGACUGGAUUUGUUCCAUGCCAAGAAAGUUAGCAAACUACCAGCUUUCAUCUUUGGUUUUUGCUAUUUUAAAUUGUAUAGCACUUUGGUCAACUGUUGUUGUUUUUAAAUUUGGAUUGGAUUGGAUUUGUGCUCAAACUACAUAUCGGUGUUCUUAUAAUUAUGACGAUAUCUUGUUUGUUAUUUUAGUGCAAAUGUAUUUCUGCAGUAAUGUGCUAAAACACCUUUCAUCUCUUUGUUUUCCCAUUUACUGUAUAUUUGAUUGAACUAUGAUGUGCUGCUCUCAUACAAGGUCUGUUUACCUGGCUGCCACUGUUCAGAAUCAUGUGAGCAUCACCAUUAUAUCCAAGAAAGUAAAAAUCUAACAGGUGUGUGCCUUAGUUAUUUGAAUGUACUUUCCUAAUUUUUUGUUUGGUUUUUGUCUUGUGCUGUACUGUAAACCCUCCAACAUACUGUAAGUGUAGAAGCAAUGAAGAACUAUUUUCAGUUUGGGGUUUCAUGAUUUGCCUUUGUAAUCCCUUUGUGAAGUGAAAUAAAGAUAUGAUAGAUUGUU
This is a messenger RNA of Siniperca chuatsi (mandarin fish), 4504 nucleotides long. RefSeq names its product TLC domain containing 5a (gene tlcd5a). Lineage: Eukaryota; Metazoa; Chordata; Actinopteri; Centrarchiformes; Sinipercidae. The record is from RefSeq and is a predicted model, not a curated record. Gene Ontology annotation, cellular component: membrane. The transcript is spliced from 3 exons. The coding region runs from base 1541 to 2269 and encodes 242 amino acids.